Messenger RNA from Penicillium daleae, 570 nucleotides. RefSeq lists its product as uncharacterized. The record is from RefSeq and is a predicted model, not a curated record. NCBI's taxonomy places the organism in Eukaryota, Fungi, Ascomycota, Eurotiomycetes, Eurotiales, Aspergillaceae. The transcript has a single exon. Bases 1 to 570 code for a protein of 189 amino acids.
AUGAGCACCAACAGACCCUUCCUUGCCAACUUCCUAGCGGCUUUCCGCGCCCAGUCCACCCUCAAAACCGCCACACAACAAUCCACACCCUCCACCUCUCUCUCCACCGCGCAAAUCUCCACAAGCGCCCGCACAAUAGCCUCCAAACCAGCCCACCAACAUCAACACUCAUCCUCCUCUUCGUCAUCACAACAGCCCUCCUCGUCACCCUCCACCUCCGCCAACAACACCACUCCAACAGCAAACGCUCCAUCUACAUCCACCGCAGCACCCCAAUACCACUCCCACCACUACCACCACUCAGAACCUCCCUCCCAACCACCAACCCCCUCGACAACAUCCACCCCCAUCCCGAUCUCCCGCGGCCCGGCAGACCGCCAGCGUCGCGGGAGUGACUCUUCGUCUGGCUCGGGCGGGUUCCGCGAUGCGCUGGGCCCGGAGAAAUGGUAUAUCGGGGGGCGGACGCCGGCGGGUGAGGAGCGGUUUUAUCGGUUGGGAAUGGUUACGAAGGGGGGUGGGAGGUUAGGGGGUGGUGGGAGGGUGGGGAGUAUUGAUCAGUUGAGUUUGUGA